AUGGCAAAGGCAACAGAGAAACUGAAAACUUUUUAUAAAGAUUUUAUUGAUCGUGGGAUUGUUUUUGAGCAUCGAGGCGAGUUAAAAAUGACAAAGGACGGUUCGGCGGAAUCAUUUGACGAUUUUUCCGCUUUUGACCCAGCUGAAAAUGCAGUGACAGUUCUUGGCUUCCCGAAAUGCGGCAAUCAUUUGAUGCUUUCGAUUCUUGAUCAACUUGGGAUUCCCAGAUGCGAGGCCUUUAUCGAGAAGGAGAACAGAGACGAGCUUAUGAUGAAGCUGAUGAAGCCAUUGGAUUUCAAUACGAAAAGAGAGUUCGAUUUCAUGGAGAAAAUCAUCAGUGAGCAAAAAGGACCUGUCGUAACUCCGCAUUGCCACGCUUCUGUCGAGCUCUUUCCGAAAAAUUACCAAGGAAAGAUCAUCUUCAUCACCAGAGACAUAGAAGCAGUGGCAGUCUCAGCCUUUCACUUCUUCAACAAGCUUCCGUGGCUCACCGAGUACAUGAGUUUCUACGGUUUGAAAGAUGAUAUCAACGUUUUCGCCCGACAUGUUUUCAACGGAGAAAUGAUUUAUGGAGACCCAAGAGAAUACGAUCAAGAAUGGAAGGAUUACUUCGCUGCAAAUCCGAAUAUUCAAGUCGAAUGCUUCAAAUACGAAGAUGUUCUCUCAAACAAAGCUGAAAACAUCAAGCGACUGGCGAAAUUCCUGAACGUUGAAAAUCCAGAUAUCGAAAAGAUCAUGGAAAAUACAUCAGUGAAGAAAACCGUCGAAAACCGGGUGAAGGUUUUUGAAGCCGCCGGAAAACCGUUUCUAGAAGCCCCUUGCUACCGAGAGGGAAAAAAGGAAUCAUGGAAGGAUGUUCUUACUGCUGAAAACUCACAUUUGGCACUGCGGGACGGAGACUGUCUGGAUCGGAUCCAAAGGGACACAAAUGAGAUGCGCAACUGCUUACAAAUAGGCGAUGUAAUUUCGAUUUACGCAGAUGGCUCUGGUUUCAUAUCGACUCUCGGGCUCGUUGAUGAUCGAUGUGUUACGAAUUCCGCGGCUGGGAGCUUACAAAGUCCGCCUAUAAAAUAUCGCGAUUGUCUAUUCCGAAUCUGUCCGCCAUGCCGCUACUCCGCCCAUCGACAAUACUGGCGUUCCGUAAAGCCUGGCCAGUCCCGCCUCGUCGAGGUCUUCGUCCGGAAGCUCUCAGAAGCGGCAGAUGUGGAGCGCGAACAAAAUGAGAAAGAGAAGAAGAAGCAGCACGGACAAGAGGUGCGCUACGGGCAGAUUGUCCAACUGCUCCAUGUCAAGAGCAACAAGUAUCUGACGGUAAACAAGCGCCUUCCGGCCCUGCUUGAGCGAAAUUCAAUGCGUGUCAUGCUCGAUGGAGAUGGAAACGAAGGCUCCUGGUUCCAGAUUCAUCCGUUCUACAAACUGCGAUCGCUGGGUGACAAUGUGCUCGUUGGAGAUAAGGUCGUUAUCAAGCCGUAUUCAGCAGAUCAGGUGCUUCACGCGUCGCCAGAAGUUUUGAGGGACUUUCCGGAAUGUAUGGAGGUCAAUGCUAGCAAUGAGCCGACGAAUUGGAAGCUCACGCUCUUCAUGAAACACAACGAAAACAUCCCCGGAAUCCUCAAAUCUGGCGACGUCAUCCGCCUCUUUCACACGGAGCAAGAAAAGUUCCUUACCUGCGAUACCUACAACGGAGAGGACUACGUCUUUCUCCGAACGACUGCUCGCAGCUCUGCUCAAAGCGCGACAAGUCCGAAAGCGUUGUGGGAAGUGGAAGUGAUCGAUUCCGAUCCGUGCCGCGGCGGAGCGGGAACUUGGAGCAUUUUGUAUCGUUUCAAGCAUUUGGCGACGGGAACCUAUCUUGGAGCAGCGGCGCUGAACUCGUAUUCUGAAGAUGUCCAGAGCGCGUUCAUGAAUCGGCUGCGAAUCGACAAGUCUAGCACUGAUAUCACGCAUCACCUGAACGUCACGAGGAAUACCAAAGAUAUCAACACGAUCGACGAGUAUUUCGAUCGACAGAGAAAAGAGAGGCCGUGCAUGAUGCUGAUCGGCACUUCCGCGGUCAAAGAGGACAAAGAAGCGUUCAAAAUCAUCCCUGUGGCACCAGAGGAAGUUCGAGACCUGGACUUCGCUGCUGAUGCAUGCAAAGUGCUCGAAGACUUUACAAGCCAGUUGAAAAACUCGUCCGAAGUCGCAGUUGCCGAGAGAAAGAACGUUUUGAAGCUGCUGGACGAUAUCAUCUGCUUCGUCUGUCGGGCUGAGCGACGCGAUAACGAGGAUUCCGAAACGAUUCAAAUGCACAGUAUUGAGAAAGCGAGAGAGCGACAGAAGCUGCUGAGAGAGCAGGGAAUUCUGCGCGAGAUUUUCAAGAUUCUUGAGGCGUUCAAAGAGCCAAGAGGGAAUCAGGAAGAAGUGAUUGUCGUCCCGCUGAGUGAGAUAAGAGAUAGUAAGCAUCAGUGCUACAAGAGAAUGCUCAGAUUGUGCUACAGGAUUUUGAGGCAUUCUACUCAGGACUAUCGAAAGAGCCAGGAAUACGUCGCCAAGAACUUCUCGCUGAUGCAAAAGCAGAUUGGCUUCGACAUCCUGGCCGAGGACACCCUUGCCGCGCUGUUACACAAUAACAAGCAGCUGCUCGUCAAACAUAUACGAAGAAAAGAAAUCGACAUCUUCGUGGAUCUCGUGCGGCGAAACAAGCCAGAAUACAGAUAUCUGAAUUACUUGUCCGACCUGUGCGUUUCACAUGAAACAGCGAUAAAUGUGACGCAAGAUUUGAUCGGAAAUGUGCUUUUGAAAACGGAAGAAAAUCGAAAGCUGCUGAUAAGAACGAAGAUUAUCCUGCCAGAAGGAAAGCAGCUCGAAGAUGUUUUCGAAGAAGACGAUGACGAGGAAGAAAAUGAAAACAUCAUUUAUCUCUGCUGGAAUUGGAACGAUAAGGAAGAAGAAAUUUCGCUCAGAGAACUUGUUAGGCAGUCAAGAGGAGAUGAUAACAACUCGUUCAAGAUGCUCUACUACUAUAAAUACCAAUUAGACUUAUUCUCCGCCCUGUGCUUCAACCGUCAAUACGUCGCGAUCCACUGUCUCCGCGAAGAACUCACUAUUCCAUUGAUCCUCACGUGCAUCCGUGACAAGCACCUUCCCGCCAUUCUUCGCGCUUCCUUCGUCAACCUUUUACUUCACGUCCACGUCGAUUGCUCACCCCAGGAGCGUGUCAUUCCCGUUUCUUACGCCCGCGUCUGGUCCGAGACGCCCAAAAUGGUCACAAUUUACGAUUACGAUCGCGAACAAGAGCGCGAUUUCGCCCACUUCGAUGGCGUCCUCAAAUUCGUCAAGGACUACCUAGAUCGGCUCGCCGAAGAUGGCUGGAAUACCGCCGACAGCGAUUACAACAAACUCACAUUUGAAAUCAUCAACCUCGCGUGCCAAUUAGCCCUAUUCGGCUUCUACAAUUUCGGGCAAUUACUGGAGCUUUCAUCCACUGUCUUGAGAAUCGUGGAGCGCCUUCACCAGCAACAGGAUCCUCAAUCUAGCAACUCUAGCGCGCCAACUGGCCCGGUUGGCUGGGCAGUUUCAAACGUAGCAAUGGUCAUGGGAAACGUCGCGCUAGGAAGUCACAUCACUAAUUCUACCGAGCAUCCGAACAAUCAACAGUCACAACCUCACAACUUCACCAAUCCUACUUCAACAAUCAAAUCCGAUCAAAAUGUCGUUCUUUCACUCGCUCGAGUCAUACAAAUCCUCGAUUUUGUCCUUGAUGUCCGCCUCGAUUAUCGCGUCACCGCCAUUCUCAGCUCCUUCAAAGAUGAAUUCGAGAAAGAAGCUUGGACAAAGGGCGAAACAGAAGGCGUAGACAUCAUCAAUCGUCGAGCAGACGAGCUGACGAAGGAGAGCAUUCGCCUGGACCUGGAUCAUUCCGGUGGGAAAAUGUUCCUCCGCGUCAUUUUCCUCCUCAUUCUUCACGACGAUCCUCCUUUGGUCUCCGGAGCACUGAAGCUGCUAUUUCGUCAUUUUAACCAGCGAAACGAGCUCGUGGAAGCGAUGAAGAAUGUCCAACUCCUGAUUUCCCAUUCUAACGUCGAUCAAUACAAACAGAUCAAAUACGAUGUCGAAGAAUUAAGCCGACUGACUCAAGAAUCCGAGCUCUGGAUCCCCGUUCAAGUUCCAGAAAGCCAGGAGGAAGAAAAAGAAGUCAAAGCAGAGCUAGAAAAGGGCAUGAAACGGGCUGGAAUACGAAAGCAAGACUCCAUCCUGAUUUUUGCCUCCGACGCGGCGCCGAUGAGAUCGAAUUUGUUCCAAAAACCGAAUACUGUCGAUUUCGCACGGCUGGAAAAAGCCCUCGAUCUUCCUGGCAACUCCGUUUCCUCCGAAAAUUAUAGAAAGCUGCAGGACAUUCUUACGCGCUGGAUCGAAAGCUGCCUCGAUAAAUCGCCCGAUGACAAGCACUCUCAGCAACGAUUGCUGCGAAAUCUCAAGGCUCACAAAGAAGUGAUCGAGUUUUUGAAAAGCUCGAGAGAUUGCAGCGACUAUGACGUUCGAAUUCAAGAGAUUCAGCGGCUCGCGCACAUCUUUCUCAUCCACUUUUGCCAGAAUAAUAAGGAGAAUCAAAAGCUCCUCCACCAGGAUCUCAAGAUCUUCCUUUCAAACAUUCACGAUGUCCUCGAUGCGCAGACAAUGACGGCAAUUUUCAAGGGCAACGCAGAACUCUGCAAUUCUAUGACGCUUUCAAUCGUCCAGCAGUUCGUUUCUUGCAUUGAAAAACACGGAAAGAGCGCUGAAUACAUCGACUUCUUGAUGACUGUCGUUCGCGAUUCGGAUAGAAAUCGAAAGCAGAUUCAAGACAUGGUGAUGAUCGAACUGAUGACCUCGCAGACGACGGAAGAUGUGCUGAUGUUCUACAAUGAUGGAGCGAGCUUCACGAGACUUGAACGAGCAAUGAAGCUGUCAGUGGAGAAUGGCCAGCUUUGCGGCGAACUUGAAUAUCACUGCGCCUUGGUCAAGCUUCUCUCCUGCUGUACCGAAGGAAAGAACUACAAUACGGAAAUUAAAUGUCAUGGGUUACUUCCGCUUGACGAUAUCACAAGCGUGAUCACUAACGAUUCUUGUCUUCCACAGCUCAAGCGCGUUUACUGCCACUUUCUCGUCCACUGCUACAUCGACACCGAAUCCGAGAUGAAAGAAGUCUACAACUCCCGCCAUAUUUGGGCCGUUUUCAAGACUUUCAUCAAAGACAUCAGGAAUCUUCUCAACGAAGAAGCGAAAAUCCCAUUCAUCGACAGCCUUGAAAGCUUUGUUAUGAAUGAAAUGGCCAUGGUCACUAGUGAAUUCCUCGGCUCCAAGUUCCUCGAGCCAUCUGCCAUCUCCGGCGAUUCAUUGAACGAGGAGAUCUUCCGCGACCUGGCGACAGCUUUCGUCGAUUUUUGUAAAAUUAGACGGCUCUCUUUCAGAGUCAAGACGCAGAUCAGCGAAAUGCUGCGCAUAAUCCAGCAAAAGGUCAAAAUGGCGCGCAUCGACAUGGGUGGGACGUUUGACGAGGAUCUCAAGCAGAUCGUCGAGGACAAAGCGAUCUCCAACGCGGCGAAUAAAUGGAAGAACAAAAUGAAACGCUCUAGAACGGCAGGAUCGAUUGGGCUCAGCCUUGAUGUCCCGUCGGAGCAGAUUAAAUAUCAGAAAAUCUUAAUGGGAUUUCAAACCGUCAUCGACAGCUGCGAAGAAUUUUUCUGCGAAUACACACAAGCCGAAGAAGAUGCGCUCGUCCAGCUGAUCUACCACUCCGAACUGCUUUUUCAAGACAAGUCCGACUACCGCCGCCGCUGUUCUGAUGGCGAAUUCAUCAAGAAGCUGAUCUCCCACUCUCGCCACACUCUCUGCCAUGAUCCCACAGCGCGUCACGUGAUUUCCGACGCAGCGCUGGCGCUUAGGCGUUCUAUUAUAAAAAGAGCAAAUCCACAUGAGGAAGAAGACCUUUGCAUCCGCAUUCUAAAGAUUCUUGUGGAACUGAUCAACUCGCAGAAAGUCAGCUAUUUGGAAGCAGAACUGGCGACAGAAGCAGAUGAAUCGGGAAAGCAAAAGAAGCUUACUCCUAGGCGCCAUUUGCUGAUUCAUUAUUUCAAAACGGGAGAAGAGAGUUCGCUGCAGAAGUUCUCAGAAAGGUCGCCGAAAGAACGCCUCAUCCAAAUCCAAAACUUCCUGAAUCGUCUGGGCGCUACUGAACUUUUCAUUCACCUGAUCCGCUUCACUAAAUCGGAUCGCGUCUUCGAAGAAGCUCUCAAUCUUGCCAUCACAAUCCUCGACGGCGGAAACAACGAAAUCCAGUCCCAAUUCCUCAAGCUAUUGAAGGUCGACUCGAAAGAUUCAGAACGGUUCUUCUCAGUUUUGAAAGAUCGAAUGGAGCAGAGCCAACAAGACAUCAAGAAUGGCAGCUCGGUGUCAACUGAUGAUCUCUUUGCGCUCAAGAAAGGAGGUGCUUCUUCCCACAGUGGAAUAACGAACAUGUCCCAAUUCGUCGCGGAAGAUAUGCACGAAGCCGCAAAUCUGAGCGCCAAAGCCAUCGAAUCCAUCCAACUUGGCUCCUCAGAAUACGUUGGCCGGACACUCGGCGUCGCUGAAACAGAGAUCAAGGAAGAGUGUCCGCUUACCAAUUCUGUACGCCUUAUGCAACCGCUCAUGCGUUUCCUCCAGCUAUUAUGCGAAAAUCACAAUCGAGACUUGCAAGGCUAUCUCCGCGAACAAAACAACAAAACGAACUUUGAUCUGGUUUCUGAAACGCUGAAAUUUCUCGACUGUAUUUGCGGAAGCACAACUGGCGUUUUGGGAUUGCUAGGAUUGUAUAUUAAUAAGAACAAUGUAAAUUUGAUAAAACAAGCGCUGGAAACGCUCACUGAAUACUGCCAAGGCCCUUGCUGCGGAAAUCAGCAUGCGAUUGCGAUGCACGAAUCAAACGGGCUUGACAUAGUCACUGCUAUCGUCGUGGACGACAUGGAGUCUCUCAAAGGCCAAGGACUCGACGAAGACGUCCAUGAAUUGAAGCUCUCUGCAUGUAAACUCCUUCUCGCUAUCAUCGAGUCGCGCCAAGACUCUGAAAUCUACAACCGAAUCUACAGGAGCGUUGGUCAAGGGCCGCGACAGCUGCUGAAGGCGAUGGUGGUCAGCUAUCAAAGUCGACAUUUGAAUUCGGCGGAAAUUGAGACUGUUGGACAUUCACUCUACAUUUUGCUCUAUCAGCUGUCGAAGAGAAAUCCAGAGAUCAAGGAGCUGAUGACGGAUGAAGGAGCGAUAACACAAGAAGAAAGCACUGCCGUAAAUUUCUACGCCGCUCGAACUGCUCAAAUCGAAAUCGUCCGUGAUAAAACUACAAUGGAGGAAAUCAUUUUCCCAAUCCCCGAAAUCUGUCGAUUCCUGACUGAAGAAACGAAAAAGACGACCUUCUUCGAAACGGAAAUGGACGACAAAGAAUCAAAAAUCGCCGAUUUCUUCGAAAGAUCGGAAGGAAUGUACCGCGAAAUGGCUUGGCAGGAGAGGCUUCAAGCGUAUCCGACGCUCAACUGGAUUACUAGAAGAAUUUCUACUUGGGAUAGGAUCGCGUUCUUGUUGGCUUUGAUUAUGAACUUGAUUGUCGCCUUCUUUUAUCCGUUCAAUGAUGAUCUGUUUCCUUGGGACUCGAGCUACAUCAGUGUCAUUUUCUUAUCCCUUCUCGCCUGUAUCGUCGGUCUUUUCUCUGAUUUCCGCGAGCGGGCUCUUCAUGGUCUUGCAAUAUCCUCCGUUCUUUGGCUUCUUGCUCGCAAGGGCCCAACUUUCGUCCUCGUUGUUCUCGGAUUCUUCAACAUCAUGAAUAAAGCAGCGUUCAUCGUAUCAUACGUUGGCAAUCGCGGCUUCCAGUAUGAUGACAGUAAUUUACUGAGCAUUUUGAACGAUCGCUCGUUGCUUUACCACUGUGCGAUGUUGAUGGUCUGUCUUAUCGGCUUCUGCUACCGUUCUUAUAGUUACAGUGUCUUGCUCAUGGACCUGGUCCAUCGAGAAGAAACACUGUACAAUGUGAUUCGAUCUGUAACGAGAAAUGGCCGGUCGAUUAUCUUGACGGCCAUGUUCGCCAGUAUCUUAGUCUACCUGUUUUCCAUCAUCGGCUAUUUAUUCUUCAAUGAUCAGUGUAUUGUGGAAAUCGAAACAACUAGAAGAUUUACCGAAAUGGUCAACGAAACCGUCGACGGAUUUGUUCAUCUUGUUCCCAGAGUAAUCGAAGAAGUAGAAACGAUCGAAGAAAACCACUGUGAAACCCUUCUGAUGUCAAUCAUCACCACUUUCGAUCAAGGCCUCAGAAAUGGCGGCGGAAUCGGCGACUUUUUGAAGCGAAUCUCAAAAGAUCAUCCUCAGUUUCUCUACCGAGUUCUUUACGAUUUGCUCUUUUACUUUGGAAUCAUCAUUAUCGUCUUGAACCUGAUUUUUGGUGUGAUCAUCGAUACUUUUGCGGACCUGAGGAAUGAGAAGCAGAAGAAGGAUGACAUCAUCAGAAACACCUGUUUUAUUUGCGGCCUGGAGCGGAGAUCAUUUGACAAUCGGUCGAUCUCGUUUGAAACUCAUAUACAGUACGAGCACAACAUGUGGCACUACCUCUACUUCAUCGUCCACCUCCGAACCAAGUCCCAAACUGAAUAUACCGGCCCUGAAUCAUUUGUCUCAACCCUCAUUCAACAAAACGACCUCAAAUGGUUCCCCAGACAUCAAGCAAUGUCCCUCCAGCUCCUUCCGACAAAUGAUGAUCAGCACGACGUCAAAGUUCUCUUCCAGCGCUUGGAAAAUGUUGCCGAAACCGUCUCCGGUCUAACCGAACAGCUUGAUGACUUCAAAAUACGAGUCGAAGAGCAAAGACGACGAAAUCAACGGCUUUCGAUCAUUAAAUCAUCGAUCCGGCAUGCACCGCGGCCAGUGUACAAAGAAAACUCAAGUGAAACCGCUCACGAUCGGCGCGCCUCGCUCCGCGUCAAAUUCGCCCAGCAACAAACCAAAUCAAUCGACUCUGAUCAAUUCGAAACCCAAGAAAACGACGUCUCACUCUACUAG
This is a messenger RNA of Oikopleura dioica, 9042 nucleotides long. The record is from the annotation of a GenBank genome assembly. Lineage: Eukaryota; Metazoa; Chordata; Appendicularia; Copelata; Oikopleuridae.